Molecule: messenger RNA, 666 nt
Organism: Penicillium diatomitis
Lineage: Eukaryota; Fungi; Ascomycota; Eurotiomycetes; Eurotiales; Aspergillaceae
Exons: 1
Coding region: 1-666 (221 amino acids)
Source: RefSeq, a predicted model, not a curated record
AUGUGGUCUGAUGUUUUGUUCCGGGGUAAGGAGCUCACACUGAAAAUCAGUUUCAACUACGUAGACGAUCGUCACUCUUCCCCAACCUCUGGUCGGAAAGGAGAGAAAAGAGGAAAGUCAUCUGUUACAAAACGGAUACUCAACGAACGAGAUACACAACUUGAUGCAGAGGAAAAUGCUUCUGGCGAGAAGCCAAUCUGGCGUAGCGUCUGUAGUUUAAUACGAUACGACUCGUCGACAUAUCAGCAUGGCCCUUAUUGUUGGGUGGACCUAAUGGGGAAAAAACACUAUCCUCUCAAAUCCCAUCAUAUAAAACGUCUUAUCGCCCACGUUAAGAAGGGAGGGGUUCUGGAAUACCAUAAGAAUAUGCCCGAAGCCGUACGCGACGAAUUAUACAGGGAGGAGCAAGAGAGACUCGGCAAAGGCAAGCGCAAAGGAGGCCACGUCGAUAGGUCUGGAGCACUAUAUCCUCCCAUUAAUAUUAAUGUCCUACCCUCACAGUCUACCAUCCAUGGGAUAGAUGUUUCUACUUCUAAAGCGGCGGUUGACUUGACGGCUCUGAGCCCCCUUGAGAUUCCGGGUUCCACAGACAUAGCCGUGGAGGAGUAUACUGAAUGGCUAGUGUCGACUGUCGAAAGGGAUACCCUCAAAGCCGCAUUCCGAUAA